Messenger RNA from Hevea brasiliensis (rubber tree), 3438 nucleotides. RefSeq lists its product as uncharacterized. Bases 1109 to 3040 code for a protein of 643 amino acids. Gene Ontology annotation, molecular function: chromatin binding. The transcript has 6 exons. Lineage: Eukaryota; Viridiplantae; Streptophyta; Magnoliopsida; Malpighiales; Euphorbiaceae. The record is from RefSeq and is a predicted model, not a curated record.
UCAUUCAUUUUACCAAACUGUUUACAUUUUUUUUUUUUCAUCUUCCAUUUGUCCACCCUCGCUCCCUCACCCUCUUAUUUAUCUCUCUUAAUAUUCAUCAUCUGCAUGCCUAACCUCUUCAGCUCUCCAAACACUCUUGAAAAUGGCUUCUUUCUCCACCACUCUUUUUUCUCCUCUCACCUCUUCACUUUUCCUUCACUCUCUCUUCUUUUCAUCUACCUUUCAACGCCCACCAAAAAUGCUGUACGACCUCAUUUCUUCACCAAUUUCUUGAACCCUUCACAACCACCGUCACAGGGUCGUGUUCCUUCUCAAGAAAGACUCUCGGAAUUCUUUUUUGUACUCAGUAUUUUGUUUAACUGCGUAAACUGAGAUGCCCAUUUUGUUUUUCUGAUGAUUCUGUUUGUUGAUUCGGUCAAAGCCAUAUCUUGGUGCUGCUUGGUGCUUUCGAGUUUGGAUUUCAGUUUUCUUGACUUGGUUACUGAUCUGCUCUCAGAUCUUCAAAGCUUAGAUUGCUUUCUCUUCUGGUCAGUCUUCUCCAGCACCUACUUAUUUGGUAGAGUUCUUUGAGCUUGAGUUCAAACUUCGGUGUGGGUUCUAGGGUUUAUCGAAUUUCAUAACUGUAAGCCAAUCUUUGCUUUUUCUUUGAUUAGAUUUGCAACUCUCUAGACCCUUUUUGAAUUAUUGCUAGGGAAGUGAUUUUGAAGACAACCGAGUCAGUUGAUUGGCUUCCUCAAUCUGUCUCACUUGUUAGUUAUAUGGAGCAUUUCUAGCUACCUGAUUAGAGUUUCUGAUGUAAUUUUGUUGUUUAAGCGACAUUGUAAUAAUGGCAUCCGGUCAAAUUUGUGACCAUUCACUUUUUGUUGCUUUAGCUGUUUCGCUUUUGGGCAGAUGAGUCAUGGGUGUGCUAGGAUUAGCCUCUUUAGGACAACAAUUUAUUGCAAAAUUGUAGCUUAGUUUGAAAAUUGUGCGAUUCUAACUGUUUAGGCAUCCAUUGAGUGGGAUUUUAACCCUUUGCCAUUACCAUUGAGCAUAUUUGGCUAUGUAAUUAGGAUUAUUAGCUGGUUUCUGGUGUUUUAUAAGCUUCCUCUUGGUGCUUUCUGUCAACAUGACUGGAAUUGGUCACUGUUUCGUGGAAUGGAAAGAACAAUUUGUUUCACAGGAGCGGGGGAACCGUGUGGUUCACUAUUUCCUGAAGGACUCUGCUGGGGAAUCUAUUCUUGCUGUUGUGGGCACUGAGAGGAGUGUUAGGCACAUGUUCUAUGUUGUAGCUGAGGAGUUUGUACAGGCCUAUGGUGCGGACAAUUCAAUUCAUGCUGGUUUCAAAUGGAGGUCAAGAAGGGAGGUUGUGGAUUGGCUUACCUCUAUGUUGUCCAAGCAGCAUCUGCAGGGUGACCGUUCCAAAUCACCAAAACAUGAUUCAGUGCAAACUUCAGAAUCUCCUCAAUAUCCCAUGAAUGGAUUUGGUGCUCAACAGACACAGGGUCGGCUUUCUAGGAACUUGACUGGACAUAAUUCGGACAUCGUGUGGUCAGGCGUUGCAUGGACAUGUGGAAAACAGCUCAAACACUACCCCGCUUUCUGUAGAAAUGGGAUUAGAAUAGCGAUCCAAUCCUUUGUUUUUGUCAUGGCUAAAGGAGAGAAUCAUUACCUUGCUUAUUUGGAAGAUAUGUAUGAAGACAAGAGGGGACAAAAGAAAGUCAAAGUGAGGUGGUUUCAUCAUAACCAGGAAGUCAAGGGUGUGGUUCCUCUAAGAAAUGCUCACCCAAAAGAAGUUUUCAUCACACCUUAUUCACAGGUCAUUAGUGCCGAAUGUGUUGAUGGUCCUGCUACUGUCUUGACAUGUGAGCAUUAUGAGGAAUGCUUGGCUGCUUUUCCUAAUGCUUUAUCAACCAGAAUACAUUUGUGCUUUAGGCAGUUCAGAAGCAAUAAAGUAAAGCCUUUUGAUUUGAGUAAAUUGCGUGGGUACUUUGAUCAACCAAUUCUCUCUUGUUUGAAUUCCAAACCAUUUACUGGGGCUGACUCUAUGGGCUUAGACUAUGGCCUAGCUGGUGAAGAAGAUGAAGGAUUGAGUCCAGAUGAGAAUGUGAAAUUGGGAGCCAAGAGAACUAGAAGUGGUAGGAGUGAAACAUUUGUGACUGAUCAUUCAGGAAUUGGAAUUUCUGGAAGCCAGAUGAUGACUUUGGAGCCAUCGUAUUUCAACCCAAGAUAUGGUAUGCCACAUGUUGAGUCUCAGCAUCGAUGUAGCCCACUAUUUGACUUUGAUGAAAAGAUUGAAGUGCUGUGCCAAGAUAGUGGUAUACGAGGCUGCUGGUUUAAGUGUACCAUCUUGCAGGUGUCUCGAAAACAGAUAAAAGUUCAAUAUGAUGAUUUGCAGGAUGCAGAUGAGUAUGGCAAUCUUGAGGAAUGGAUCCCGGCUUUCAAAUUGGCUGUGCUUGAUAAGCUUGGCAUGAGGUGCCCAGGCCGUCCAACAAUUCGACCAGCCCCUCCUGUAAAUGAACAAACAGGCGUGGCUUUUGAGGUUGGCUCUGCAGUUGAUGCGUGGUGGAGUGAUGGCUGGUGGGAGGGGGUGGUAACCGGAAUCAACAGUAGCAGUGAUGAUAUUCUGCAUGUUUACUUUCCUGGUGAAAGAUUUUUCUUGAGCAUACACAAAAGGGAUCUAAGAUCUUCCAGAGAUUGGGUGGGAAAUCAAUGGAUUGAUAUUCAGGCAAAACCUGAUAUACUUUCAGUCAUAUCUGCAACAAUUAACCCAGAUGCCAAAAUGUCCAUGUCUUCAACGAUUGCCAAGGACAUGAACCCCAGUGGUUUUUCUUUGUCCUGUACUGAAGUUCCUACAAGUGCUGAAGUUGAUAACGCUGAAGAGAAAAAACCUGAUGUUGUCAUCCUGGAGGAUAUGGACUCUGAUGAUAAGGCUGAUGAGGAUGGUGGUAAUGAUAUUAAUGUUGGUCAUGAUAAAGUAGAUGAAGUUCAAGGCAAUGAUGACGAUGAUGUUGAUGAUGAUGUGAAAGACAAUAACGAAAAAAUAGAGAGAGGUCUUUGAGUCUUCUGAGAAGGAAUGCAAGGCUGUGGAAUUCAUGGAAGUGACGGCAUAAGAUGCUUGAAGCGGACUUGUAUUGCAUCAUCUCAUGAUUCCCAUGGUGCUACUAAUGUGGGUAGGUUUCAGUUGGUGGUCAGGAUGCCUUUGUAAAUAUUAACAUGACAAUCGGCAAUCUCCAACUCAGUUUGGCGUUCAUAAUCACAGAUGUACAGGAAUUAUAUUUGAUAUUUAAGGUUCUCUUGUAACUGGUUAUAUAAGAAUUGGGAUUGGCAUUUGAAUUCCUUUGGUUAGAAGCCCCUAAUUGAGUCAGAUUUCCCAAAGUGAUUCCUCAAUGUGCUUCCAGCCUGUAUGUUGUACCUUGAUGAUAUUGAAAUUGCUUAUAUAUUCUGUUCCCACCUGAA